UAUUAAAUAUCUUUCCGGAGACUGAUAAUACAAUGAGUCUACCGACAGACUUCGGGCCGGACUCUGGUGGACGAAUAAAGGGUCUUACAAUCGUCAAACCGAUAGUCUACGGCAACAUAGCGAGGUAUUUUGGCAAGAAGCGAGAGGAGGACGGGCACACGCAUCAAUGGACGGUGUACGUAAAGCCUUAUGCUAACGAAGACAUGUCGAAUUACAUCAAGAAAGUGAACUUUAAGUUGCACGAGAGCUACGCUAAUCCGAACCGGAUUGUGACCAAGCCGCCGUACGAGCUCACGGAGACGGGCUGGGGCGAGUUCGAGAUCGUUAUCAAGCUACAUUUCCAUGAUCCAAAUGAGAGACCAGUAACCCUCUACCACAUCCUAAAGCUCUUCCAAUCACCAGCGUCCGAGGGUGCUCCCCCGACGGUUGGCCGGGCGCUCGUCAGCGAGUCCUAUGAAGAGAUCGUGUUUCAGGAGCCCACGCAGCUGAUGCAGCACUUGCUAACCACGGUCAAACCCGUCACCAAUGGAACUUGGACUCAUGACACUAACUUUGAGGAGAAGAAAGAAAAAACAUUAGAGAAGAUCAUAGCAGCCCAAGCCAAGGUGCGCAGCGAGAUAGCCGAGCUGAAGGAAAAGUUGCAACUAGCCAAGGAAACCGGGGCCAAGUUUAAGGAGGAAAUUGCCAAACUACAAAACAGUUCUGCUGGCUUGCUCUCCGUUAUAUAG
Cydia amplana is the source of this 728-nucleotide messenger RNA. It is a transcript of the gene Gas41, whose product is annotated as YEATS domain-containing protein 4. Gene Ontology annotation, biological process: regulation of DNA-templated transcription. The coding region runs from base 33 to 728 and encodes 231 amino acids. The transcript has 4 exons. The record is from RefSeq and is a predicted model, not a curated record. NCBI's taxonomy places the organism in Eukaryota, Metazoa, Arthropoda, Insecta, Lepidoptera, Tortricidae.